AUGGCGCAGCAGAGACUAACCAGCCAGGUGCUGUACGCCACCUUUGUCGCAUGUCUCGGCUCCAUGCAAUACGGCUACCACAUCGCCGAACUAAACGCCCCCCAGCAGGUGAUGUCCUGUUCGGAGUUCCGAAUCCCGCAGGAGGAUCUCCCAUACGACAAGACUUGGCUUGGAAGACACAAUCUGGUUCAAUGCGUUCCUCUGGAUGACGAACAGUUUGGCGUCGUCACCGCUAUGUUCUCCGUCGGCGGCAUCGCCGGCUCCUACUACGCCGGCGGUCUAGCAGACCGCUUUGGCCGCCGCACCGUCGCAUUCUACACGAGCCUCAUUGGGCUCCUCGGCUCGCUACUACUCUUUGCCAGCAACAGCUACCGCGCGCUUAUCACCGGCCGCAUAAUCGUCGGCGUGGCCAGCGGCGCCUCGAUCGUCGUUACCCCGCUGCUAAUCAACGAGAUAGCGCCUGCCGCCUGGCGCGGCGCGCUCGGAUCGCUGAACCAGCUCUUCAUCAACCUCGGCAUCCUGCUCACCCAGGCACUCGCCCUCCGAUUCGCCAACUCUUACCGCUGGAGAUGGCUUCUCUUCACCGGCGCCGUGGUCGCAGCCGCCAACUUCCUGCUGCUGUUCCGCAUCUCGGAGUCCCCAAAAUGGCUCACGCUGCAGGGCCGCACCGCGGACGCCGAGUCCGCGCUCCGCCGCCUGCGCGGCGGGGCUUCCUAUCCGGAAACGCACCAGGAGGUGCAAGAGUGGCAGCGCGAGCUGCCAGACCCGGAAGCGCACCAGCACCAGCAGCAGCGUGGACCCACGCUGUGGCAGUACGUACGGGACCCUGUAUACCGCAAGCCGCGCAAUGUGAUCAUCGCCACGCUCACGGGCCAGCAGUUCUGCGGGAUCAACUCAAUUGUCUUCUACGGCGUCAAGGUGAUCGGACAACUACUUCCGGAACACGCCAUCCAGGUGAACUUCGCGGUGUCCAUCCUGAAUGUGCUUAUGACGCUGGUCGCCUCACUCGUGAUCGACCGGUUCGGUCCCAAGCGACUGCUGCAAUGGUCGACCGGAGUGAUGAGCGCCAUGUCGCUCUGUAUCAGCAUAGGGAUCACUUCGCGCCGGGCCGCGCUGCUAGUAGUCGCCACGCUUGUGUACAUCGGGGCGUUUGCCCUGGGGCUCGGACCGGUGCCAUUCUUGUUAAUCGGACAGAUCAGUGCACCACAGGACGCCGCGACCGCGCAGAGUUUCGGCACCAUAUGCAACUGGCUGGCGACCGCUUUCGUCGCUUACGGCUUCCCGAUCGCAAACGGGAUGCUCGGCGGCUACGUGUAUCUGGUGUUUGCCGCCGUGGCGCUCGCGUUCGCGGUGUACGCGCAAAGGCGCAUCCCGGACACCCGGCGGGCCGGCUACGAGCAAAUGUGGGCCGAGUACUGA
Molecule: messenger RNA, 1419 nt
Organism: Torulaspora globosa
Lineage: Eukaryota; Fungi; Ascomycota; Saccharomycetes; Saccharomycetales; Saccharomycetaceae
Gene: VVS1
Product: Vvs1p
Exons: 1
Coding region: 1-1419 (472 amino acids)
Biological process (GO): monosaccharide transmembrane transport
Cellular component (GO): membrane
Molecular function (GO): hexose transmembrane transporter activity
Source: RefSeq, a predicted model, not a curated record